Molecule: messenger RNA, 1085 nt
Organism: Dicrocoelium dendriticum
Lineage: Eukaryota; Metazoa; Platyhelminthes; Trematoda; Plagiorchiida; Dicrocoeliidae
Source: the annotation of a GenBank genome assembly
GCGUCCUAUAUGAUGUCUGAAUUCGAUUCUACCGAUACCCUUUUUACCGGGGACCAAGAAAACCUGACACAAUUCGGUAAAGAAGAUAACCAUAAUCAAUCCAAUGAUUUGUCCGACAAUCCCUUUUUAGCUCCCGCUUCGCCGUCACUUCCGACUUUCAACGAUGGUUACGUCAUGUUGAACACCACAACCAAUGCCGCUACUCCUGCCAUCACUGAGGCGGAUCCGUUUUCAUCUGCUUUUAACCACAUCCAAGAGCCGCAUUCUUCGAUACCUAACGGUUUACAGAACCACGUCAUCGAGUCAUCCGAUGAAUGUGAUACGUGGCGCCUCCGAUUUGAUGAACGGAUCGCGAAAAAGGAUAUAGAAGAGGAAAAAGCACUUGCUGUAUUGAAGGAAACAGCCAGCAAGGAACUGGACGCCUGGUAUAAACAGUAUAGGGAGAAUAUUUCGUCACGUGCGAAGGAAUUUCGAGCUAAGCAGUGCUCAGAAGGAGAACGAGGACGUGGGGAAUCCGUCGCUUCUAAACCGACUGUCACUGACACUGCCGUCUGGGAGCGGAUUUGUGAUAUGUGUGAUUUUCAGAGCAAGCACAAAACUUCGUCGGACCUGAGUCGAAUGCGGGGCGUCCUAUUGUCUCUUAAACCAAUGUCCUGAUAAGCCAGCCUUCACUUCCGAGGAUUUGAUUAAUUCGUACACGAACGCUGUUGAUGCUAUUUUUGGGCUCCCUUUCUGCCACUUUGAUUUCCCUUGCGUUUCUGUUCAACAGCGGACGGCCCAAAAGUCCCCAUCUUUUCUCAUCACAUGUUGCCUUCAACCACAUACAAUCACUUAUCGACUGCUUUGCAAGUUUGAACUGAUGUGAUCCACUGUUCCGAGGAUCAGUUUUCCACAAUUUUUGUCUGCCCAAUACAUCCUACACAGAUAGUGUUUGUUUUACCCAAUUACUUUCUAUUCCGCCGUCUGCAAGCCACUGGAGUUCAAAUUGCACUUUUGCUGUGAAACUGUGACCUCUGCAUGGUGUGAUGAUGCAUUAUCUUUUGUUUUCUGUGAGCACCUCCUCAGAACGAUCUAUGAAUAGAUGA